AUGUUGGAUAAUAAUCGAUUCAUUGUUAAACCAGGAUGUAAAAGUAAUUUACGAUACUUUAUUCAAUUACUCAAUUUAAAAAAUCAAGAACACUUGAAAACAAUUGAACUUCGAAUGAAAUCAAAGUAUACAUUAAAUGAUGUUGUUAAUAGUAAUACAUCUAUAUCACAAUCAUCAGCACAGGUUUUUCCUGUUUUUUCACCAAUAUCACAAAAUAAAACAGCAACAAUAAUAACGUGUAAAUUAACACGAUCUAUGUCUGGUACUUUCUCAUCAAAUGUAAAUUUUAUGGCCGCUCAAUUUCUACGACGUGUUGGUAAACUUUCAAUUCUGCAAGAUAUUGAAAGAAACCAUGAGCAUGAUGAAUCUAGACGUUCUUUAGAAUUACCAAAACAUCAUAAACGACGUCACAAAAAAGCUGCAUCACUAUAUAAUCAUUCACAAGGUUUUACUGAUAAUUUAAUAUAA
This is a messenger RNA of Adineta steineri, 468 nucleotides long. NCBI's taxonomy places the organism in Eukaryota, Metazoa, Rotifera, Eurotatoria, Adinetida, Adinetidae. The record is from the annotation of a GenBank genome assembly.